CACUCCAGCAUAAAGCGGCAUGGGGAGCCAACAGCUCCAGCCUGGACGAGCAGCCUUCACACAGUCUCCCAGCCCUCUCUGCGUCCACGCCAUGAAGUCCGCAGGGGCCAAGGACCACCCGUCCUCCUGCGUCUCCUCGCCCUCGGAGCCUGAGGAGCUGGACAGCGGCAGCGAAAGCUCGGAAAAGUCGACGGGUGAAGCCAGGAAGCGACCCCACCGAUCCGCCCGUAGGUUGGUGGGGGUCAGUAAGCAGAGGCAGGCGGCGAACGCCCGGGAACGCGACCGGACACACAGUGUGAACACGGCCUUCAGCACCUUGCGGACGCUCAUCCCCACGGAGCCGGCCGACAGGAAGCUGUCCAAGAUCGAGACGCUGCGGCUGGCCUCCAGCUACAUCUCCCACCUCGCCAACGUGCUGCUGCUGGGCGAAAGCUGCAGCGAUGGGCAGCCUUGCCUGCAGUACCGCGCCGUCCUCCAGGGAGGCGCCACCCGCGCCUCACUCAGACCCAUCUGCACCUUCUGCCUCGGGAACCAGAGGAAAAUGAUGCGAGCCGGGGAGAAACAGAGUCCACGGGCCUGAGCGGCGGACCUGGACGCCACGUCCUGCUCAACGUUUACAUGUAAAAGACUCUUCGACUUGUACAGACAAAAGAAGCAGAUGUAUAUUUUUCUAAAUCUCUGAGGACAGAAGAAAAUCUAGUUCAACACUGAAAUGCACUUUUUCUCCCUCUUCGUUUACGAGUGUCUUGGGCCUUGUUUUGGUGGCGGUAACCGGAGCCUGGCGUGUGAAGCAGCACCUGGCAGUGAGUUAUUUCAGUGUCAGAUAUAGUGAGCCUCCGCGGGCCUCUCCUUAAAAAACAAGCCCCAUGUCUGGCCUUCCUGGGUCACAUGACGGUAACCCAAGCCUGCAGCGGUUGCUGUCAGUACACAGCCAGAGCGCUUUUGGGGUAACUCUCUGGGCCCCUCCCUCUUCCCCUAGACUACCAGCUGCGUUCACAUAACACAUAACAGGCUCCGCCCACAGAUGCGUUGUUGUCUAGCCAGUGUUACGAGGUGGGCUUUACAGAGCUUUAGCACAAAAUCCCAUUUAACCUAAUUGUCAUCAAAAUAUGUCAAUUUGGUACCUAUUGUUAUUUUUACUAUACACUCACCAGCCACUUUAUUAGGUGUUCGGACCACGGCAGACCGAGCAUCAGAACGGGGA
Pygocentrus nattereri (red-bellied piranha) is the source of this 1204-nucleotide messenger RNA. RefSeq names its product transcription factor 15. Gene Ontology annotation, biological process: regulation of transcription by RNA polymerase II; developmental process. Gene Ontology annotation, molecular function: RNA polymerase II transcription regulatory region sequence-specific DNA binding; protein dimerization activity; DNA-binding transcription factor activity, RNA polymerase II-specific. The coding region runs from base 20 to 580 and encodes 186 amino acids. Lineage: Eukaryota; Metazoa; Chordata; Actinopteri; Characiformes; Serrasalmidae. The transcript has 3 exons. The record is from RefSeq and is a predicted model, not a curated record.